UGUGGUAUAUUUGGCCGGCAGUUUGUUGGACACGGCAUUAGCGGUUGUCAUGAUACCAUCUAAUUUACUUUCUGAAAAUUCCAAGUGCUGAAUUUGUUCGGAUUCAAUGCCUGGCGCACUGAGACUUAUCUGCAUGUGAUGACUCAUAUACUCAGCAUUAUUCAUGUGAUCGGGACCUCACACAGAGGUCCUGUACAGCGAUCGGUGUUGCACUGUGUUCGGAGGACACAGCAGGCACCGUAUUGUGGUGCCAUGGGCUCCCAGGGAGCGCGUACAGGCAGGGAAUGUGGGAGGACAUUUAUA
This is a messenger RNA of Staurois parvus, 303 nucleotides long. Lineage: Eukaryota; Metazoa; Chordata; Amphibia; Anura; Ranidae. The record is from the annotation of a GenBank genome assembly.